AAAAGGGGCAUCCUUCCCACUCAGUGGAGAAGAACUCUUGUCACUCUCACUCACACACUCCUCCUGCACGCUGAACCUCUUCUCUCACGAUGAGUGCCAGGCUGUGUGUGUGUGUCGUGUUGGCCGUCCUGUGUGUGAGCUGUUUGGGGCUCCCUCUCUCCUCUCAGCCCCCAGACGAGGGCCAGCGCUCCAUCUCCCCUCUCUCUGAAGCCCUCAGCCCCCACCUCCGACAGAGCCGCUCUGCGCCCCAGCUGAAAGCUCUUCCUGUGGGUGAGGACGGAGACUCUCGGGCCAACCUCAGUGAGCUGCUGGCAAGACUCAUCUCCUCCAGGAAAGCCGCUGUGCGCAGAGACCCCACGGCGAACAGCAGAGGCAGUGCCAACCACCGGAUAGCAGACAGAGACUACAUGGGCUGGAUGGACUUCGGCCGCCGCAGCGCAGAGGAGUACGAGUAUUCCUCGUAAACGUGGAGUCACAGCUCAUUCUCCUCUCUCUCUCUCUCUCUCUCUCUCUCUCUCUCUCUCUCUCUCUGUGUGUGUGUGUGUGUGUGGGCAAACAAGAAAAAAAGAGGAUGUGGGUGUGGUGGGGGGGGAACCCUGUGCAAGCUGGCUCCUCACUGUCUCACACUAAGAGUCUAUUUAUGAUGUAUUUGUUGUACAUUUGUUUGUAAAACUGUAAUAAUGCAAUAUACAUUAUGCCAAAUUUUGCAGAAAAGCUCUCACUGUUAUCACGGUUUUGUUUUUGUUUGUUUAUGGUUUUUCUCCAGGUUUUUCCUUUAUGGUUAUUUUAUUUGGGGGUUGGAAAGGACAGGGACGUGUCCGGGUCUGUGGACACUUAACUGGACUGAAUAAAGAUUGAAAAUGUCA
Molecule: messenger RNA, 866 nt
Organism: Solea solea (common sole)
Lineage: Eukaryota; Metazoa; Chordata; Actinopteri; Pleuronectiformes; Soleidae
Gene: cckb
Product: cholecystokinin b
Exons: 4
Coding region: 90-464 (124 amino acids)
Biological process (GO): digestion
Cellular component (GO): axon; extracellular region
Molecular function (GO): neuropeptide hormone activity
Source: RefSeq, a predicted model, not a curated record